AUGGCUCCUCCAUUGAAGACUGGUAGUCGCAACAUCUCCUACACAUUUCUAAAUCCGAAUCUGGAUUCUCUCGAGUGUCUGGUUAAGAAGAUCACGCCGGAUGAAACAACCAGGUUCCGUGAAAAGUAUGGGUAUAUUCUGAGUCUUCUCAAGAUGCCGUUCACCAAAUACGAGCAAGAAGGAGUUCAUACCUUGCUUCAGUUCUACAACCCUUCUCUCCGUUGCUUCACGUUCCCUGACUAUCUUUUGGUUCCCACAUUGGAAGAAUAUUCUCUUUUCCUUGGUGUUCCGAUCAAGAAGGGAGAAGUUCCGUACUAUAGCACCAUGGAGGCUCCCACUUCUAUUGAAAUCUCCAAGGCUCUUUAUUUGAGCAAGUCAGUUGUUGAUGCAAAUCUUUCCGAGAGAGGAAGAUAUCAGGGUUUUCAUAUGGAGUUCCUGGUCAAAAGAGGGUGUGAUGCUGCUGAAGCAAAAGAAUGGGACACUUUUAGGGCUAUCCUGGCUCUAAGUAUCUAUGGUGUCCUAAUGUUCCCGAACGUGCCUGAUUUUGUUGAUAUGAGUGCAAUCCAUUUGUUCAUUCUACAGAAUCCUGUUCCUACACUCUUGGGGGAUGUUUAUCAUUCAGUUCAUCAAAAGAACCGUCAAAAGAAGGGUUUGGUCAGAUGUUUUGCUCCUUUGCUAUACCGUUGGUUCAGAUCACAUUUUCCUGAACGUGGAGCUUUCGUUGAUAGUAGGCACACCUCUAAAUGGGCUGAAAGGAUUAUGGGACUUAGAGCCAAAGACAUUGUAUGGUAUAACAGAUCUUUGGAAGACAAGGAGGUUAUCAUGAGUUGUGGAAAGUUCAAUAAUGUGCCCCUCAUGGGUGUUAGAGGUGGGAUCAAUUAUAAUCCCGUCUUGGCUAGGAGAACUUAUGGAUAUGCUUUCGUCAAUCCUCCUGAGCAAUCUGAGAUAGCUGAGAACAUUUUCUAUCAUGUGGUCACCGACAAUGGGCAGAUGGCAGAAGCUGUACAAGCCUGGAAGAACAUUUGUUGGAGAGACAAGAAGCAUUUUGGUCAAAGGGACUGUACGACUUAUGAAGACUAUACUAAGUGGGUCGAAACUGUGGCUAAUACCCAAGGAAUGCCUUUCCCUAUUAAGGAUCCUUUGUACCCUCCUGUUGGCGCACAACCCAACAUUGUCUCCAUGCCUCGUUAUAAUCAGACUGUUGAGCAGAAUCGGAAAUUAACUGAACAAAUGGAGACGAUGCAAGUUAAGAUGAAUACCGAUAGAAUAUUUUGUACUUCAAACGUGGUUGUGGAAUUAAUGGAUUAUGGUUGUUUAUCUUGGUUGCGCUUCGUUAUUUCUCAUUAUCUUGUAGUGUUGGUUCGAGACAAAGCCAAAAAUUCUUGA
This is a messenger RNA of Vicia villosa (hairy vetch), 1386 nucleotides long. RefSeq lists its product as uncharacterized. NCBI's taxonomy places the organism in Eukaryota, Viridiplantae, Streptophyta, Magnoliopsida, Fabales, Fabaceae. The coding region runs from base 1 to 1386 and encodes 461 amino acids. The record is from RefSeq and is a predicted model, not a curated record. The transcript is spliced from 2 exons.